Messenger RNA from Manduca sexta (tobacco hornworm), 1512 nucleotides. RefSeq lists its product as uncharacterized. NCBI's taxonomy places the organism in Eukaryota, Metazoa, Arthropoda, Insecta, Lepidoptera, Sphingidae. The transcript has 6 exons. The record is from RefSeq and is a predicted model, not a curated record. The coding region runs from base 213 to 1031 and encodes 272 amino acids.
AUUAGCAACACUGUGGAACGCAAUGUCACUUUGAAGUUUGGAUCAUCUUUGUAAAAUGUAAAUAUCAAUUAUCGCAAGGAAUCGAGAAAUGUGUGGAAUUUGUUUGUAACUUGUAAUAAUACUAGCUCUUAAUUAAAUAUACUGUCCACGAGUCUCCUCUCCUACUAAGAGGGAUUACGCCUUAGUACACCACGCUGGUAUAGUGGGGCAAAAUGUCCAAAGACAAAAACACAUAUCGUCAUGUAUCAUAUGAGCAGGUGAAGACCAUUAUAGACUUCAUGGGGCAGCACAUAGAGCUGGCCACAGGCAGCAUGCGCUCGCUGUAUGAAAGGCACACAUCGAAAAAGCUAUGGGGGGAGCUCACCAAGACCCUCAAUAGUUGCCAUGGUGGCACCAGGAAGAACUCUGAUGGCUGGAGUAAGUACUGGAGUGACUUUAAAAAUAAAUUAAAAAACAAAGUCCGAAUAUUAGAGAGGCAAAAGUCUGGUUCAGCUCUGAACAAAACCAUCAGACCAUUAACCAAACUGGAGAAAAGGGCUCUGGUCAUACUGGGACCAUAUUUUGACAAGAGGAAAAAUAGAAAAUUUGAAUACACACCUGUUUCAGAUCUGCAAACAGAAGUAAAACAAGAAACCUAUCAUGAGAAUAAUCUUAGUAACAAUUAUGGAAAGGAUCACAAUGACACUAAUGAUAGACUAUCUGGUGGUGAAAAUGAGAGUGAACAAAGUGGAGCAUCUUCUGAUGAGGAUUAUGUCGAAGAAGUUCAACAAGUCCCCAAUGAACAGCUUAUACAAAAUUUAUAUCCCAAGUGGCUGAUAGAAGUGGAAAAGAAAAGAGCUGAUGCUGAACUUCUAAGAGCUAAAGCUGAGGAACAGAGAGCUAGUGUUGCGGCAAUAAAUGCCGAUGCAGCCGUCAUGCAGGCAGAAGCAUUAAAUAGGCUGUCUGAAGCAGCACACAAACAAGCCGAAGCGAUUAUGAGGAUAGCAAACAUUCUAGAAAACAGAGGAUGUCGUGACUUGCUUAAUAUAUGAUAUAGUUUUGAUAUUAAUGAGAACUUGUUGUGGCCUCGCAGUAGAUCAAUAUGGUGACUGGUAUCAGUAGUCAGUACCACCAGUGUCAGUACAAGAAGCUGAGGACUUUGUUUAUGGUUUAAUGAAAUGUGGCAAAGGAUGCAGGAUUUUAGUGGCUGUGUGACUAAUAUUGCUGUAAGAUAUUAUUUUUAUAAGUUGGUUUCAGCAGGCAUGUGUAAAUAUUAAAAUACCGUUUACCCACUAAAAAUGGCUUUUAAAAUAAGAAACUCAAGCCAGGGUCAUAUUUGAAAUUUAGAAUUCAGAAAACAGAGGAGAAUCCACAUGGAAAAAUAAACCUCCUUCUCAUCUUUCACAAGUGUUGCCACUUAACAACUCGACGUGAGGAAGCUACAUUGCAUCGCCUUGAAAAAUCUAAUUUACGAAAAAAGGAUUCCAUAAAAGCAUUUAAUCAGUUAAACAAUUAAAAGUAAUAUUUUUCUUA